Molecule: messenger RNA, 7779 nt
Organism: Drosophila nasuta
Lineage: Eukaryota; Metazoa; Arthropoda; Insecta; Diptera; Drosophilidae
Product: band 4.1-like protein 4
Exons: 17
Coding region: 1339-6258 (1639 amino acids)
Biological process (GO): actomyosin structure organization
Cellular component (GO): cytoskeleton
Source: RefSeq, a predicted model, not a curated record
GUGGCGUACAGACGUGGACGGACGCAUACAUUUGCAUUUGAUUCAAGUGGAUUUUUGUGGGCUUGAGAGCAAAAGCAUCGCGCGACGUUUCGCUUCGUAUCGGUUCGAUUUCGAUUUCUCGGUAUCGUUGUCGCUGUCGGUUUUCGGUAAAGUUUUUUGCCGUUGUCGUUCGUUGAGCUGAUCGGUUGCCCAAGUUGCAACCUCAGCGAUUUUCUCGGCAAAUUGCAUUCGGCAGCAGUUCGGCUUUGAUUGAUGGACUGAACUCACACAGUUGCCGGACACCGACUCGGUCAGUCUAUCAACAAGCGCGUCUUAACGACACACAAAAAAAAAAUAAACCCACUUCAACGAAAUCUAAAAUCUAAACUCCAAAUCAAAUACCAAAAAAAAUAAAAAAGAAAAGUAAGAGAAAAAAAAGAGCAGAGAAUUGCAAUCAAAUUUUUUGUGUGCUUGCUAUUCAUUUUUAUGUUAUUGCCGCGUUGUGACGCUUUCGCUUUUCUCGGACCUUUUGGACGUGGAUUUUAUAGCGGUCCCUGCAGGCGCUUUAUUCUAAUAACCCUCGAGUCGAGUUGAGUCAAGUCAAGUCAACAACAACAACAACAAACACACAUAGAAAUACACACGCACACACGCACAACAGACUGUUGGGGGCGAAUCAUAUUAAACAAGUUCAAUUCACAUUCGCAUUCGCAUUUCAAAAUGUUUAUCGAGUUCGCGUUGUGCUCAGUUGUGCCGCCCCUGUUGUGCCCAUCCCUGGUUGUUCCCAGUUCCAACUCUAUGUCGUCGUCGUCGACGUCGUGUGCUUUGCCUUCAUAAAUUAUACAAGCGCAUUUUGUGAACGACUUGCAAAUAAAUAAGCAUUUACGCUUUUAUUAUUGUGCGGAAGUGUAGCUGUGUGUGUGUUUGUGUGUGCAUAUAUAUGUGUGAGUGUAUCUGUGUCUGUGUGUUAUAAGUGAAUCGUGUUCAUUCUACAGAAAUCGGUCCCAUGCGGCGCAAAGUUGCCCAAAAGCCGAAGCAACAACACCAAAAGUAAAACCAAAUCGAGCUUUUGCCUUUUUUGCCUUUGCCUCGCUUAAUAUCAUCAUACAAUAUAAUAUCAUAUCUGCCUCUGAUUUGUGAAUACCGAUAAAAACCAACAACAACAACAGAAGAACGCGAUCCAGUGAAUAUCAAGCGAAAAACAAGAACAACAAUAACAAUUACUAUUAAAGAGCCUUUGAAGCGAAAAUGCUGACAACUUUGAGGGACAACGCGGCGCAUACGCAAUUAGCUUAAGAGUCGGCAGAACGAGUUACGAGAAGACAAACAAGACAGCAACUGCAAAACGGCGGCAACAAUAUGAAUUGCCUUUGCCGACCCUCGCGGAUUAUGUCCGUGCGCAUUAAUUUGCUGGAUGAAACUGACUUCAUACACGAGAUCAAGGAUGAUUUGCCGGGCCAAGCGCUGUUGGAUGUCGUUUUUGCCAGGCUCAAUUUAAUCGAGACUUCAUACUUUGGCAUUCGCUACAUAGACGACGAGAAUCAAACGCACUGGCUGGAUCCAGCGUCACGCAUUUCACGCCAACUAAAGCCCAAAUCGGAUCCAUAUGAUUUGUAUUUUGGCGUUAAAUUUUAUGCCGCCGAUCCUUGUAAACUGCUCGAGGAGAUAACGAGAUAUCAACUUUUCCUGCAAGUCAAACAGGAUGUGCUACAGGGUCGACUGCCUGUUGCCUUCGAGUUGGCCGCCGAAUUGGGCGCCUUUGUGGUGCAAUCCGAAUUGGGGGACUACGAUCAGCGGCGGCAUUCAAAGGGUUAUGUGUCGGAGUUUCGCCUGCUGCCCAAUCAGAGCAGCGAGUUGGAAGCCCGCGUCUCGGAGCUGCAUCAACAGCUCAAGGGCAUGUCGCCAUCGAGUGCCGAGUUGAACUAUUUGGAUAAAGUCAAAUGGCAUGACAUGUACGGUGUUGAUUUGCAUCCCGUGCUGGGCGAGGACAGCGUGGAAUACUUUUUGGGCCUGACACCCAGCGGAAUUGUCGUGCUGCGCAACAAGACGACGGUGGCUCAUUACUAUUGGCCGCGCAUUGCCAAAGUUUAUUAUAAAGGACGCUAUUUUAUGCUCAGGAUAAGCGAUAAAAAUAAUGAGCUCAGCACUUAUGGCUUUGAGACUCCAAGGAAAUCGGCGUGCAAACAUUUGUGGCGCUGCUGCGUGGAGCAUCAUGCGUUCUUCAGGCAGGUGCGCGUUGCACCGCUGCCCAAUUCACAGUCACAUGCAGCGGAUUUGUUUCAACUCGGUUCGCGCUUUAGACACAGUCGCACGGACAAGCAAACGGAGAAGGAUGCACUUGCCGCCGGACGUGCGCCGCCAGCGUUUACGCGUGUUCCCUCCAAGCGCCAGCCACGACGCGUGAUUGAUGACUUUUUUAACAGCAACAACGGAGGUGGUGGCGGAGGCGGUGGAGGCGGCGGUGGAGGAGGUGGCAUCAUCUCUAUGGGCAACCGUCCGCUGCCACAGCCGCUGCCGCUGCAGAGCUUGGCCAACAGCAAUGGCAACAGCGCCAACAACUACGACAGUCCCUACCGCUCCACGUAUAGUAUACCCACAAGCCUGGGUCUGCGUCCCAGCAACAGCAGCAACAGCCAUCAGCAGCAGCAGCAGCAGAACAACAACUCCAGCAGCUACAACAACAAUGGCAGCAAUUUGCAGACACCUGACUCGCCUCGCAGCACGCGCAGCGCUCCCUGGCCGAGAUCCCAGCAGCGUUCGCUCUUCGGCCACAAUCCCUCAAGUCCACGCUCGGUGCGUUCGGUCAGCACCACGGGCGGUGGUCUGCAUCAUCAUCAUAGCCAUCACAGCCAUGGCCAUGGCACCAGUCAUCAUCAUCAUCAUCAUCAUCAACAGCAGCAGCAGCAGCAACAAACAUCGUCGUCGUCGUCGCAUCAUCAGCAUCGACAGCAACGCGCCAGCUCCUCAUCCGCCUCGCAUCAGCAGCAACGCUAUCGCUCCAGCUCCGUGGAGAGUCAUUCGUCCAACGAUUCGCGCUCCACGCGACGCCACAAGCAUCGCCAUCGUCGCACCUCGGACAAUGAGAGCGAGCUGUCUCGUGGCUCAGGUCGUUCGGGGCGUUCGCAUCAUCGCAAGCACCGACGCUCGCAUCGACAUCGUCGUGACUCUGCCGGUGGCUCCGAUCAUGACAGCACACGUGGACGCAGUUACUCCGGACAUCGCAGCUCUUCGAUGCGCAGCGGCAGCGCUGAGCUCAUCGAUUCGACCACUCAAUGGCGUGAGGUUCAACGUCGCCAGGCGGAGGCGAGUCUGGGACAGAGUUCGGUGCAACAAGCAUCGGUGUCCAAGAGCAGCAUGGUGGCUCGCAGUCUGCACAGCAACGACAGUCACUCGGACACACAUUCGCAUCACAAGUCGCGACGCCAUCGCAAGAAUAAAUCACCUUCCGAGUCACGCAGUCGCAUGUGGAACAGCGAGCUGGCCAAGCAUCUGCAAUUCGAUCUGGUGGACACCGCUGGCAUGUCGGAGCAGCAGCUACGCGAGAUUCCCUACACAGUGGUGGAGACCACCUCGAAGCGUUCCAACUCCAAUCUGAAGAUACACAAGAGCAACAGCAAGAGCAGCGUCGGUGCCAAGAGCACAGGCUCAGGAAACACCAUCACCAAUGGCAGUGGCUCAGGCAAUGCGGGACAGGCCAAGAAUCGCGUGGAUCGCAUUCGCGGACUCUACUACCAAAGCUCUCAUCCGCAUGAUAGCAAUGGCGGCGGCGUCGGCAAUCCUGGCGGUGGUGGCCACGGAGGUCACGGUGGUGCAGCUCCCAAGAACGGUUCCAUACGCUCGGCCAGCACGAUCUCUUCCCGGGAGUGCGAACGCAACAAUGGACACGGCUUAGUUCGCAUGAUGUCCAGCAUGAGCAUGGGUGACUUCAUCUCGCCCACGGGAUCGAAUCUGAGUCCACUGGAGAACUCGGCGUUACGUGUUUCACAUGAGCACACAGACUCUGGACUAGGAGCUGAUCAGGACUAUGCAUACUCCUCAGAAAGAUCCAGCGAUAGCACACGUUAUGGCACCAACAAAUCAUCGGGCGCCUCGAGCGGCAGUCAUCGCAAGUCAGUUGGCAGCGCCAGCAACGGCGGCGGCGGCAACAACGGUGGAGGAGGUGGAGGUGGCUACAACAGCCUCAUGCAACAGACUGUGAGUAAUCAGCAGCAGCAACAGCAACAACAACGUUCGCUCUUCGCACAGCGACAACAGAAGCCCAAUUACAAAUACGCCAACAACUCCUCGAACUCCACAUCGUCCUCCACUAACCCAAAACAAAACCUGGCGCCCGUACACGGCGCAUCCUCAUCCACAGCAAAUACUAACUCGACGAGCGUGUCAACAACACAGUCGCAGUCGAACAACAACCAUAAAAGCAGCAGCAGCAGCAGCAACGCUGGCAACACUGGCGCCAGCGGCAGCAAUCGCCUGCUCAGCUACACGACGUUCGAGAACAAUCAGUACAAGUUCAGUUUGAACAAUGCGGCGCUGGGCAAGGCGACGACGUCUGGCGCACGUGUUGCCAGCAGCAGCAGCAGCAAUCUCACGGGUAACAUGGUAACAACCGGUAAUGGUGGUGGUGGCAAUGCUCUUAGCAGUGGUGGUGGUGGUGGUCUUGGUGGUGCUUUCAGUCGACAACGCAGCUUUGUCGAAUGGCCCAAUAACCCGGCGGCGCCUUAUUACUAUCAAGGACCCUCGACGAGUGCGGCACAAGUGAAGCGACGCGAUGCCAAGUCCGACAUUGGUGUCCCCACACGUCGGCUCUCCGGUCAGAGUGUGACCAAGACGCAGCUGCUCACCGGGGGCAGCGGCGGCGGCAGUUCGCAGCUGGCCAAUGCCAGCUGUUAUCCCAUGCACUAUGCCAGCAGCAAUGUGACCAAUCUGAGUGGCCACAAUCGCGUCUUGGGUCAACGCGGCGUCGUCGGCAGCGCCGGUGUUGGCAUUGGCUUCGCUGGCCUGCAGCCAGCCAAAUCGGAUCUGUUUCUCUCCUACAUCCAUGGCGGCGAAUACGAACGGCCCUACAUCUACAACUACAAGAUGCCACAGAUGCCGCCCGGCUUGCUCGGCGGCUCCUUCUCUGGCAUCGGGCAUAGCAAUGGAAACGGGAGCGGGUCGGGGUCGGGUUCGGCCUCGGGGUCGCCGAAGCAACAGGCGAGCGCGUAUCACAUUUCGGGCGCACAGACUGCGGAUCCCCCGCCACCGCCGGCGCCUUUGUACGGCGGCUCGGCGCCCGCCAACGAUGUCAUGUACUAUCAGUUUGACAAAGGCGCCGCCAAGUCACAACAACAGCAACAGCAACAGUCACAACAGCAGCAGCAACAGCAACAGCCUCCGCCCAUUGUGCAGCAGCCAAAGGCAACGUCAGCAAAUGUUGCAGGUGGCAGCGGCGGUGGGGCAGCUGCUGGGCCAUUAGUGUAUCUGCAGCAUGGACAGAAUGUCGCGCCAUCGAAUGUCACCUCAACGCAGCAAACUGCAAUGCAUCAUCAUCAUCAUCAUCAUCAUCAGUCGUCGCACUCCUGCAGCGAGGAGGACGAAGCGAUGGCCGUGUUGGAGGCAAUGCAACCGGAUGCGACCACAACUAAUGAUGAGGCCGAAGAAGACACCGAUGAUGUGUAUGACGAUGAGGCAGCCGAGGCUGAGGAUAUGUUUGAUCCUGAUGUCCCUUUGAUGUCCCCAACUGGCAGCAACAACAGUGCCAACAACAACAACAACAACAACUUCGGCAGCAACAACAACUCUAAUCGAAAUGCAGUUGCAUCCAUUUCCGCAUUGGCCAAUAUUAAUCUAGAUAAUUGCAAUGCGAAUGUCUACGGUGGUCAACAACAACAGUGUGCCAACGACACCAGUCUCCAUCAGCAGCAACAACAACUUGUAUUGCCAAUUACCACAAGCAACCAAACGUUAAAUUGUCCCACAUUGAAUGCAAAUAGCCAUAGCAGUAGCCAAACCAACUCCAAUUCCAAUAGCAACACCAAUAGCAAUUCCAAUACCACUUGCAAUACGAAUGCGUAUCCGAAUGAACCAACAGCAUCAUCCCCAGUUGCCCCCACCACAGCAACAGCAACCACAACAGCAGCAGCAGCAGCAGUAGCAGUAGCAACAGCAGCAACUGCAACGAACUCACAACGAACCAAUUCCAAUUCGCACUCGAAUUUACAACAAAAUCAAAACAUUUCCUCCAGUUUAGAGAUAAUUCUAUCGCCAAUUAUACAAAGUAGUCGCCGAGCGCAAUUGUAAGCGAAAUGAGCACAGAAUUGUGAGAAUUAGCUAAAUUUAAUUUGCAAUAGCCAACGCCCGCCCACAACGAGCACGCCCACGCCCACGCACAUGGCCAGGACCUCGCAGCAGCAGUAGAAGCAGCUGGAAAUGUUUGUGCCUCAGCGCCGCCACCAACAGCAUUCUGUAAACUUUGGCUGCAGCAGCAACAUCAACAGCAUCAGCAACAACAACAACAGGAGCAGCAGCGACAACAACAACUCUACGAGCAGCAGCAAGCUUGGCUAUAAGCAACAGCAACAACAACAAACACCAACAACAACAUGUGUAAGUGCAAAGUUAAAUGAAACUACAUGCGGGUUGCAGCGCUGAAAAGUAUGCUACACUAAAAGUAAAGGCAGCAGCUGCAACGAGAACAACAGCAGCAGCAGCAACCAACAUUAACAACAAUAAACAACAUUUAAAAGCCGUCGAGGCAAAAGUUGUACGAAAACUUUUGGGCUCCGGCAACGUUGCGGGCUUUUGUCGUUGCAAAUUAAAUGUACAUUCUGCCAACAUGUAAAUAGAUAAUGUCUUUACCCGAAUCUUAUGUAUACUAUAUAAGUAUGAGUGUGCGUGUGUGUAUGAAAGAAUGUGUGUGUGUGUAUAGCAAACAAAUCAAAUUGUGCUAAAAACUAAUUAGCUAAGCAAAACACUUUAAAAUAUGUAACAAAAGGCAAACUCAAAACUGCCGAAUACGGAAUGUGGAAUGCGGAAUAGCUUAAGAGAUGCGAAGCAAAUAAUCAAAAAGCCAAAAAAGCAAAUGUAACUCACAGAUAAAAAAGCCAACGGCACGCAACAAGAACAACAACAACAAGAAUAACAACAACAUUGGCAUAAAAGCAAAAAUAAAUUGUGCGUUAAUGAUAAGCGGCGCGCAUUUCGGCGGCAUAAAAUUUAUUAAAAUAUGCGAGAAGCGCCACAGACAGCAAGAAGUGAGAUAGAGAGAGAUAGAGAGAAAGAGAGUGGGGCGCCUAAAAGCAGGCAACAGCAAAUAUAUUUAUGCUUACGAGUGUAUUUGUAUGUGGAGGCUUAGGCAACACACACACACACACACAUGCGAAGAAAGAAAGGAAGAGACACACAGACAGAGAAAGAGAGAGAGAGAGAGAGAGGGAGAGGGAAAAACACUCGCGCUUCCUGCACAAGGAAAUCGUUAACGAUAAAUAUAAAAUUUUAUUGUUAUGCGUGUGUUGCUUUCACACACACAUACAUACAUACGUGCGUAUGUGUGUGUGUGUAAGGAAGUGUGUGUGUGUGUGGCCUGCAAGUAAAUUAAAUAUGCUUUUUUAUUAACUACUAAGAACCAAUUUGAUACGCAUUCAAAUAAUACCAUGAAAAUUAUGUAAAAUUCAAUUUUACUUCAGCGGAAAACGAAAUUAAAGAGAUCAGCAGCGAGAGAGAGGAAGCAAAGCAAAGCCAAAUAAAUUUAUUUAGUAGCACAUAAAUGUAAUUUUAAUAAAAUUAUAUUACAUAUUACGAAUACGAAUACAAGUAUGAGAA